Molecule: messenger RNA, 1098 nt
Organism: Asparagus officinalis (garden asparagus)
Lineage: Eukaryota; Viridiplantae; Streptophyta; Magnoliopsida; Asparagales; Asparagaceae
Product: calcium load-activated calcium channel-like
Exons: 2
Coding region: 200-811 (203 amino acids)
Biological process (GO): endoplasmic reticulum calcium ion homeostasis
Cellular component (GO): endoplasmic reticulum membrane; cytoplasm
Molecular function (GO): calcium channel activity
Source: RefSeq, a predicted model, not a curated record
UAGUAACUUUCAAUGAUCAAGAGGACGGCCCCUCUAUUGACUGUCCUCCUUUUACACCUUUCACCUUUCGCUGCAGUCUCUUUCAAAAGAAUCCUCUCUCCCUCCUCCUCUCUAUAAUAAACAAACCCCCUCAGAUCCCCAAUCUCUCUCCUCUCCCAAGACCCAAACCCAAACCCUAACCCUAACCCUAACCCUAGCCAUGUCCUCUUCCUCCUCCUUCCGCUACGGCGACAGCCUCACAAUCCUAGUCAUCUCCAUCUGCACCGCCGCCCUCUGCGAGCUCAUCUCGUGGCUCCUCAUCUACCGAACCUCCACCUACAAAUCCCUCCGCUCCUCCAUCGACAAGGCCUCCAAAAAACUCGACUCCAUGAAAUCCUCCUCCUCCUCCUCCUCCUCCCAAACCCUAACCCAGGCCAACAACCCCCUCCCCCUCUCCAAAAGGUCCAACAAAUCCAAAAAGAUCGAUCGGGUCGAAUCCAGCCUCAAAGAAUCCACCCGCGAUCUCUCCCUCUCUAAGUUCAAAUCCGGCGCCGUCGUUGCCGUUGUCUUGUUCGUGGUGUUUGGAUUGCUGAAUUCGAUGUUCGAAGGCCGGGCGGUGGCGAAACUGCCGUUCUCGCCGGUGUCGUUGGUGCUGAAGAUGAGCCACCGCGGGCUGCCGGGUGGGGACCCGACGGAUUGCUCGAUGGCGUUCUUGUAUUUCUUGUGCUCGAUUAGUAUUAGGACGAAUCUGCAGAAGUUUUUGGGGUUCUCGCCGCCGAGGGGAGCUGCUGGGGCCGGGUUGUUCCCGAUGUCCGAUCCUAAGAUCAACUGAAUCAAAUGAUUGUGUUAAUGUGCAAGACAGUAGGUCUUUUUCCAAUCAAAGGUUUGGGAGUUUUUGAGGACCCAAGGAGCUUUCAAAUUAGAGAAGAAAUAGGAAGCAUGCCCCCUCUUUUUUAUUUAGUUGACAAUUGUGUCUCUGACAAUUAUAUACAAUAGUUUCUUUGCAUUAUUAAGAGCAAAGUAUUAAUGGAACUCUUGUUUUUUCCCCUAUGAGAAAUGUUAAAUGUUUAAAUGCUUCAGCACAACUACUUCAUAAGUUGAGAUUUGUACUUCUUGAUU